Ceraceosorus guamensis is the source of this 1469-nucleotide messenger RNA. RefSeq names its product DUF572-domain-containing protein. NCBI's taxonomy places the organism in Eukaryota, Fungi, Basidiomycota, Exobasidiomycetes, Ceraceosorales, Ceraceosoraceae. Bases 333 to 1358 code for a protein of 341 amino acids. The transcript is spliced from 2 exons. The record is from RefSeq and is a predicted model, not a curated record. Gene Ontology annotation, biological process: mRNA splicing, via spliceosome. Gene Ontology annotation, cellular component: U2-type catalytic step 1 spliceosome.
ACCUCCUCCUCCAUCCUGCACGAACAAAUCUAUGCUCUCAACAGCCUUCGCUAAGCUCUGCUUGCCAUCUCCAUCACGACCAUCGACGAAUCACGCGCAACUCUCAUCUACCUUUGACCUACAACGCGCCGCCCGCCUGAGAUUAGACGAAGCUGGCAGCGCGUCACUCUUGACUAGUCGCUCCUUGACCUUGCCACAAUCCCCUGUCCCGAAGCUGCGCAUUCAAGCAGGGCAGCUUUGCACCAGGAAGCCAGACCCCUCGCAAGCAUCGAGCUGCAAGUCGAGGCACGCAAUCGAGAAAGGUCUUGCAGCUUUUUUGAAAGGGAGACAAGAUGGGUGAACGAAAAGUGCUCAACAAGUACUUUCCGCCCGAGUUCGAUCCUUCCAAGAUCCCUCGUCGUCGUCAAGCAGCGGACAGGCAACAAGAAGUGCGUCUCAUGGCUCCCUUUUCCAUGCGAUGCAACACGUGCGGCGAGUACGUGUACAAGGGCAAAAAGUUCAAUGCGAGAAAGGAAAUGGUGAUGGGAGAGACGUAUUACGGCAUCAAGAUUUUCAGAUUCUACAUCAAGUGUCCCACUUGCUCGGCAGAGAUUACCUUUAGGACGGAUCCGCAGAAUACGGAUUACAAGGCGGAGCAUGGAGCCAGUAGGAAUUUCGAACCUUGGAGAGAUGCGCAGGCGGCAGAGAAUGAUCCGGAUAGGGAUCCUUUGGCUCAUCUGAUCGAGGAGGAGGACAAGGAUGAAGAAGCGGAUACGAUGGCUGCGUUGGAACAACGCACGCUGGAUUCCAAGAGGGAAAUGGAGAUUGCGGAUGCGCUGCAAGACAUCCGAACCAGGAAUGCCAGGUUGGACAGGGUGAAUGCGGAUAGCGUGCUAGAUUCUUUGAAAGGCAAACAAAGAAGUAUGGAUCCGGAGGCAGAGGAGCGAAAGAGGGCAGAAGAGGAGGAUGAAAUUUUGGUCAGAAAGUAUUUUAGCAGGGAUUUGGCUGCUGCAGAGUCGAUCGCGAAGGAGGAGCAGGCAGUGAGCAGCGGCUCGAAUGGCGAUGCAGGUACCGCCUCUGAAGACCUGCCUGGUGCAUCUUCCACGACGGGAAGCGCAGCCAAGGUCGUCAAGCGCGCACACCCAGAUGAGCAAGGCGAAGAUGCGGAGCCGGACUACAAGAGCUUGCUAUCCAAGGAACUUCAAGCCCAACUUCAAAACUCCAAGAACGUCAUGCUGGGCAGCAAGGCGGUCAGCUCGUCGUCGUGGGGUGGAAGUGGAGUCAAUGGCAAAUUGGCAAACGGGCUAAGCGUCUCAGCUCCACCAAACAAGCGCAAAAAGAACACUUCGGCCUUUGGCAUCGUUCGCAAGAAGACGUAGCAGAACAGACUCACCCCCGUUGAUCCCACGCUCUCCAAGCCACCAAUACUGUACACUAUCAUCGGCCUCGAGAUCAAUCAGAUUCACGUCAGUCGACUUUUUUCAAACGCA